AUGUCGUACCAAAUCCCGCCCCCGAGCUCGCCUGCGCCAGCUGCAGACGACCGACCCCUGCCCCCCGGCUGGAUUAAAGAAUGGGACGACACCUACAAAGCGUGGUACUACGUCGACACAGCGCGCAGAGGCAUCACUGCCGAGAGCGUGGUACCUGAGACCGCCUGUCUUGCGCCAGCUUCAUUGAAGUUUCCACUGUCUAUCCAUAAUCUCACGCAGCUGUUGGCUACACAAAUACAGUGGCGGACAAAAGUAUCUGCACUGCCGCAUCUUCGGGGGAAAAGCGGCUGUCUUUGUCUCGUAGCUUACUACUCGAGCUUACCCCGGAGGGCCCUGGCUCUGAAGAAGGCUAAGGGUGCUAAUACAAAGUACUAA
Gloeophyllum trabeum ATCC 11539 is the source of this 375-nucleotide messenger RNA. RefSeq lists its product as uncharacterized. The coding region runs from base 1 to 375 and encodes 124 amino acids. The transcript is spliced from 2 exons. Gene Ontology annotation, molecular function: protein binding. NCBI's taxonomy places the organism in Eukaryota, Fungi, Basidiomycota, Agaricomycetes, Gloeophyllales, Gloeophyllaceae. The record is from RefSeq and is a predicted model, not a curated record.